AUGCCUCACGUGGACAUCUUGUUCAACCAGUUGCAGAAGAGAAAAACCGAGCCAGCGCAAGUUAAAACGGCUAUCGAUAAUUUUGAUAAAUGUAUUGUCGAUGUGAGAAAUAGAAUUGAUGACAUAAUAAAUGAAGCCAAAAGUAUUUGCACAGAACCCCAACGCAACAAAAGGAGACGACGUAAUAAUAGCAGUCACGAUCACCGAGUUGCCACAUUAGAAGUAUGCGACAAUAUAGUGAAUUCUGCAAAUGACAGAUUUCAAUUCAAAGAUCAUUUGGUAGCCGCAUCCCUUUUUUCCCCAAACACUUUGGAGAAUACUGUGGUAAGUUUCCUGAUGACAAGUUGGAAACUACCUGCUUGGCUUAUCCCGAACUAG
Molecule: messenger RNA, 378 nt
Organism: Acanthoscelides obtectus
Lineage: Eukaryota; Metazoa; Arthropoda; Insecta; Coleoptera; Chrysomelidae
Source: the annotation of a GenBank genome assembly